Messenger RNA from Cydia fagiglandana, 1987 nucleotides. Its product is annotated as glutamate receptor ionotropic, delta-1-like. The transcript is spliced from 13 exons. NCBI's taxonomy places the organism in Eukaryota, Metazoa, Arthropoda, Insecta, Lepidoptera, Tortricidae. The record is from RefSeq and is a predicted model, not a curated record. The coding region runs from base 1 to 1731 and encodes 576 amino acids. Gene Ontology annotation, molecular function: ligand-gated monoatomic ion channel activity. Gene Ontology annotation, cellular component: membrane.
AUGGAGCUGGCGGCGUUUGUGUUGGCGUAUUUCGCGGCAAAGCGGCUGACGCUGCUUACGGCUUUUCUGUGCUGUAGACCAGAUGAGCUAUCGGUACUAUGGCGCGAAGCGCAGCGCCACGGCAUGCGGAUCAACAUCGCAGACUGGGAGCGCCUGCCGACACUGGAGCCUUACGGAAUACACCGCGAGGGAAUGCUGCUGGACCUGACUUGUCCCGGCGCACAACUUGUGUUAGAGAAGGCUUCCGCAACCCGCGCCUUCAACCUUCGACACUCCUGGCUGCUUCUGCUCAACGCUCCGUUCAACGCGACCCUGAUGGAGGCCACUCUGGGCUCAACAUUAGUGUUAGCAGAUGCCGAUGUAGCCUGGGCGGCCAGCGAUCAACUUCUGGAUGUUUACCGAAUCAAGCACAACCAGCCGCUGAUAGCGACGCCGCUGGGUGACGAAGCAGCUCGGGCAGUCCUUCCCGCCGCGCCCACGAGUAGAAGACACCUUAACAACGUCUACAUAAGCGGCUCUGUUAUUAUAUCGCUUCCCCAGUACUUUAAAGGCUGGAAUGACCUGACAACACGUCACAUCGACAUUGUCCCCAAGCUCACGUAUCCGCUCAUGAUGCUGUUGGCAGAGGACCUGCACUUCAGGUACAACUUGAAGCAAGUGGAGUGGUACGGCGAGAACCGGAACGGCUCGUUCGACGGCUUGGCGGGGCAGAUACAGAGAAAUGAAAUCGAAGUUGGCAUCACCUCUCUAUUUAUGCGUGACGAUCGCAUCCAAGUCAUGCAUUUCUUCUCCGAGACUUUUGAGCUCAGGGGAGCGUUCAUAUUCCGGCAGCCCUCUAUAUAUAUGUCUUCAGUAUCUAACGUGUUCCUGCUGCCGUUCAGCCGCGGUGUGUGGCUGGCCACGUGGGCGAUACUGGCGUCAGCCGCGGUGAUUCUGACGCUGCUGGCGCGGCGGCAGCAGCUGCGAGCUAUAGACUCGUCGCUGCAGCGGCUGUCCUUUGGAGAAUCGGUCAUUUUUAGCAUUGGCACCGUGUGCCAGCAAGGAUUCCACGGGGUACCGGAGCUGGCCUCAGCACGUAUAGUGAUGUUCUGCUCCCUAAUGCUGGCCUUGUUCGCGUUUACUUCAUAUUCCGCCAAGAUCGUGGCCAUAUUGCAGACACCUAGCAAUGCCAUACGCACCAUUGAAGACCUCACGCGCUCGCCCAUGACCCUCGGAGUGCAAGAGACCACGUACAAGAGGACAUACUUCGCUGAGAGCACUCAUCCAGCAACACAGCAGCUGUAUCGGCAAAAACUGCUGCCGCUCGGUGACCGAGCAUACCUUAGUGUCGUAGACGGCGUAGCCCGUUUACGUACCGGUCUCUUCGCCUUCCAGGUCGAAGAGCCAUCUGGCUACAAUAUCAUCAGCAAAAAGUUCACGGAGCGCGAGAAGUGUGGCCUCACGCAGAUCCAGGCCUUCAAGUUGCCCAUGGUGGCCGUGCCCGUGCGGAAACACUCCGGAUAUAAGGAGCUGUUCGCCAGCAGGAUGCGAUGGCAGCGGGAAACGGGGUUGCUGGACCGUACGCGGAAGCUCUGGCUGGCGAGCAAGCCGCGCUGCGACGCUGCCUCGGGAGGCUUCGUCAGCGUCGGCAUCAUUGACGUCUUGCCUGCUCUUCAUGUACUGAUCGCGGGUAUGACAGCUUCGCUGUUCUUCCUGGUGAUAGAGCGUAGCAUGGCACGUUUUCUACGCUGAGUGCCUUGCUACAAGUGAUGUGACGUUCCGUGCUACAAGGAACCGUAGACAUUGAAGCAACAUGGUACUGCAAGAUCACACCGUGCUGACUAGGUGUUUUAAGAACCGUCACUACUUAAUCUCUUGUCGCCUUACUAGGAAGUUAACGCAUUUCAAGGAGAAUGUUUAUAGUACCCUUAACGGGAUGUGUUGUACACAUUUAUUGUAUUCUCUCUGUGUUAUGUACUUGUUUUGUGCAAUAAAGUGUUUACUACUA